AUGGGUUGCGGAAUGAGCACGGAGGAGAAGGAGGGCAAGGCCCGGAACGAGGAGAUUGAAAAUCAGCUGAAGCGCGACCGCAUGCAACAGCGCAAUGAGAUCAAGGUGCUACUUCUGGGUGCUGGUGAAUCCGGAAAGUCGACGAUCCUGAAGCAGAUGAAGCUUAUCCAUGAGGGCGGAUAUUCGCGCGACGAGCGGGAAUCUUUCAAGGAGAUCAUUUUCAGCAACACGGUCCAGUCGAUGCGCGUCAUCCUCGAAGCGAUGGAGUCGCUCGAGCUCCCACUAACGGAUUCGAGGAUGGAGUACCAUGUACAAACCAUCUUCAUGCAACCCGCACAGAUCGAGGGCGAUGUGCUUCCCCCAGAGGUCGGCAAUGCGAUCGAGGCCCUUUGGAGGGAUUCUGGUGUCCAGAGCUGCUUCAAGCGGUCACGGGAGUACCAGCUGAACGACUCUGCGAGAUACUACUUCGACAAUAUCAUGCGUAUCGCCGCGCCCGAAUACAUGCCAAAUGACCAGGACGUUUUGCGAUCGCGUGUUAAGACGACCGGUAUUACCGAGACGACUUUCAUCAUUGGUGAGCUCACGUACCGGAUGUUCGACGUCGGUGGCCAGCGGUCAGAGCGGAAGAAGUGGAUUCACUGUUUCGAGAACGUUACCACAAUCCUGUUCCUUGUCGCCAUCUCCGAGUACGACCAACUUUUGUUCGAGGACGAGACCGUCAACCGGAUGCAGGAGGCGCUCACCCUGUUCGACUCGAUCUGCAACUCGAGGUGGUUCAUCAAGACAUCCAUCAUUCUCUUCCUCAACAAGAUCGACCGAUUCAAGGAGAAGCUGCCCGUCAGCCCGAUGAAGAACUAUUUCCCUGACUAUGAAGGUGGUGAUGAUUACGGCGCGGCGUGCGACUACAUCCUCAACCGCUUCGUCAGCCUCAACCAGCAUGAGAGCAAACAGAUUUACACGCACUUUACGUGUGCCACUGAUACUACACAAAUCCGCUUCGUGAUGGCGGCUGUGAAUGAUAUCAUCAUCCAGGAGAACCUGCGCCUCUGCGGUCUCAUCUGA
Dichotomopilus funicola is the source of this 1062-nucleotide messenger RNA. Its product is annotated as guanine nucleotide-binding protein alpha-1 subunit. Gene Ontology annotation, molecular function: GTPase activity; GTP binding; G protein-coupled receptor binding. The transcript has 4 exons. Gene Ontology annotation, cellular component: heterotrimeric G-protein complex. The record is from RefSeq and is a predicted model, not a curated record. The coding region runs from base 1 to 1062 and encodes 353 amino acids. NCBI's taxonomy places the organism in Eukaryota, Fungi, Ascomycota, Sordariomycetes, Sordariales, Chaetomiaceae. Gene Ontology annotation, biological process: G protein-coupled receptor signaling pathway.